CUGAUGAUGACCAACCUUUUAGCUGCCAGCGCUACGGAACUUAGCGAGUAGCUAGCGCUCGGUUGUAGCGUCAUUUAAAAUGUGUCCGCUAUGAAUGUGCUGUUUUAUACUUCAACGAAGGCGUGUUGCGGCGGCAUAUAGACGGGUUAUGUAAAUGUGUCCUUAUACUCGAGUACCACACUCUCAGCUCGUUGUUCCUCCCGUUACCUAACUUGUGUAGUCCGACAGGAGAACCGGAGGAGGGACCAGCUAUUGAAGCUAACAGCUAGUAGGUUAGCUCCUACACAACGCAGCUACCUUGUUAGCUCUCUGGUUUGUUAACUACUUUGGUCUGGCUCGACUGCGCUUUGAAUGCUGUUUGUUGUACAUGAUAGCACCCAAUGCCACCCCUGGAUGAGAGGUUGACUGAAGCCUUGGGCUGUCUGUAAUGUUCAGACCUUUUCUGUUUGCAUCACCUGACCUUUCCUGGCUCAUUUAAGUAGCCAUAUAUCACUAAUCCUACACAAGUCUGCUUGGCAACAGUAUGAUCAUUUACACUGACCCCACCCAGCCCACAGGGACAAGAACCCCCCAAAACCAAGCUCUCCAAAUGAUAUGAUAGUAGCCGCCUGGAUCACUUUCUGUGCCUGCAGGAGCCUUGUACAGGUUCUGCUCUUCCUCUCCUCCUCAAAUUCCCUUUGUCCAUUCUGGGAAAGUCUUGCCAGUUUGGUCUCCAGCACUGGAACCAUGGGUAACAGCUGUGUAUGUCGAGAAGAUAGUGACUUGGAGGACCACCAACAUGCUUCAUCAAGGGCGACCCGAGGACAAGCCAGGCGGGUGGAUCACAGUACAGGCGUAGGAGUUGAUGCUGGAGAGGCUCGGAGCAGUCGGCCCAGGGACCCAGUCAGGCCGCCUCGGCGAGGACGAGGGCCCCAUGAGCCAAGACGGAAAAAGCAGAAUGUAGAUGGCCUGGUGCUGGACACACUGGCUGUCAUCAGGACUCUUGUAGACAAUGACCAGGAGCCCCCUUACUCCAUGAUCACUUUGCAUGAGAUGGCAGAGACGGAUGAUGGCUGGCUGGAAGUCGUCCAGUCUCUGAUACGAGUGAUUCCCCUGGAUGAUCCUUUAGGCCCUGCAGUGAUCACACUUUUACUGGACGAGUGUCCCCUACCCACCAAGGAUGCUCUCCAGAAACUCUCUGACAUGUUGAAUCUGAGUUCAGCUGUUGCACGACAAGAUGCUCUAAAUCCCGCUAAACACAGAAACACCACUGCAGUCCUGGGAUGCCUGGCAGAGAAACUGGCUGGACCGGCCAGUAUUGGGUUGUUGAGCCCUGGAACCCUUGAGUAUCUUCUAGAAAGCUUGAGCUCUGAGGCCCACCCAACUGUCAUGCUGUUUGCUCUCAUCGCUCUGGAGAAGUUCUCCCAGACUAGUGAGAACAAGCUGACUGUGUCUGAGUCUUCUAUCAGCAAUCGUCUUGCUGUUCUGGAGUCUUGGGCAGAACAUCCCGACUACCUAAAGAGGCAGGUUGGAUUUUGCGCACAGUGGAGCCUUGACAACUUGUUCCUAAAGGAAGGUCGUCAGUUCACUUAUGAAAAAGUCAACCUCACAAAUAUCAACGCCAUGCUCAACAGCAAUGAUGUUAGCGAGUACCUCAAGAUCUCACCCACUGGACUAGAGGCACGAUGUGAUGCCUCGUCCUUUGAGAGUGUGCGCUGUACAUUCUGUGUGGAUUCAGGCGUUUGGUACUACGAGGUGACGGUCAUUACAUCGGGGGUGAUGCAAAUCGGAUGGGCCACCAAGGACAGCAAGUUCCUAAAUCAUGAGGGUUAUGGAAUAGGAGAUGAUGAAUACUCGUGUGCGUAUGAUGGCUGCAGGCAGCUCAUCUGGUACAACGCUCGCAGUAAACCUCACUCUCACCCCUGCUGGAAGGAGGGAGAUGCCAUCGGCUUCCUGUUGGAUCUCAGCAAGAAGCAGAUGAUCUUUUAUCUGAAUGGACAUCAGCUACCGCCAGAGAAACAGGUGUUCUCAUCUGCCACGUCCGGCUUCUUCGCGGCAGCCAGCUUCAUGUCGUACCAGCAGUGUGAGUUUAAUUUUGGGGCCAAGCCUUUCCGUCACCCACCUUCUGUCAAGUUCAGCACCUUCAAUGACUUUGCUUCACUGCUGCCCAGUGAAAAGAUCAUUCUACCGAGACACCGGCGUCUGGCCUUACUGAAGCAGGUUAGCAUCCGAGACAACUGCUGCACUCUGUGUUGUGACGUCAUGGCUGACACAGAGCUGCGGCCCUGUGGACAUGGUGGUAUGUGUAUGGAGUGUGCCUUACAGUUAGAGACGUGCCCCCUCUGCCGUCAAGACAUCCAGACCCGCGUCAGACUCAUUGCACAUGUAUCCUGACACACUUCCUGGCCUUGCUCCAGUCAAGGGAGACACACAAGCCCUACAGCUUCGUCCUCCUCCUCUAAUCCCCUCUCACCCCACAGGGUUGCGAGGAUGUUGCCACAACAUUGUGAUGAUGCCAGAACAUUGAAUUCUGGUCCGAGGAGAUGCCAAUGGAGGGGUGGAUAGAAGAAAGAGAAGAGAUGAGAGGAGGGGCAAUAAAACAACAGCUGGAACCCCCAGGAGCUUUUCCUCAUGUAUCUACAUCUUCUCUUUUAUAUCCUUCUGACAACUCACUGCAGAAGCUGGGCCAAGAAUCAUGAACUUUCUACUUUUUUCAGAUUUAAAAAAAGGCAGAAGCGAGGAGCAGAGACGGUGUAAACUGGUGACAGACAGAACCAAGUUGUCAUCUGCAGGCCCCCUGUGUAAAGUUAUUUAAAAAAAAAAAACCUUUCCAUCAGAAGGAUCCCACUUGUGCUUUCAGUCCCGAGGCUACUUCUAUUUAACCCCAUCGCCGUCAUGCACAUGUUUGCAGAUGUGACAGGGCUUGGUCACAGAGGAGAACACAGCCUGUAGUACAGUAUUAAACCGAAGGUACAAAUAAACUUGAAAUGUGUCUCACUUUCUUUUUUUGGAUGUAGAUGCGUGAAUAAUUGUGUUCUCAUGGUAGCAUUUUCUUUCUCUUCAACACCUAAACUUUGGGCAGCUUCACUGUCUGUACUGAUUGAUCACCCAGGUGUAGGGUUUUUCAUCAGGAAAUUCCAUGGUUGGUUGAAAUAUCAGAUUUUACUCUGUCUCAGAUUACUUUAAUUCCUUGAGCUUAAUUUCAGAUAAAGUUUACAGAGCUGUUCAAAAUCAGUCGGCUGGUAUACACGAAAGGAAGUUAAUGACAUGAAUUAUGUUAUGCAGCCAGUAAUUUGAAAGCAAAACAUGCUUCAGUCUGCAUAAGAACUGAUUUUUAGCUUUCAGCCGACACUGCUUCUUUUUGUGCUUUACUGUCUUUGCUCAGAUGUUGAUCUGUCCCUCAGUCUGUCAGUUAUGAAGCAACCACAAAAUUUACAUUGAAGCCACAUAUAAGUGAUCUCAUUCAGGAUGAUUUUUCCUCCCAGUUAUAAAUGCGUAUUUUGAGUUGAUCGUUUUUUCUUGAUUUGGUGUCAACAGUUGAACAAUUUUCAGUGUCUGUCCAACAUGAGUCAAACCUGUUUGAGGGGCUGUUUUAAGUAAUUAUGUCUUAAUUUUUGUUUGUGGUAACAAACGUGACAAUUUUCAGUCUACAAACGGAUUUUGAGUUUGUCCCUCUAAAGUGAGGCUGAAGGCUGAUGUUGGCUAAGAAGUAAGCCAGCUUAUGAGCUGAGUAGUGACUUAUCGAGCUAAAUGUGAAAUGUUUUAGAGGAUUGUUUUUCCUCUUAUCAGUUUACACAGGCCUCCAUAAGAGAAUGAGAUUUUGGCAGUAAGAAACACAUUACUGAAAACAGAGUAUGGCCUUUGUUUCACAUGCUGGGUGAGUUCUUUGUCUACAUAAUUGAUCUUGUUUAAAAAAAAGAGCUUGUCAGAAGUGUGUUGGGUCAGACUGAGUGAAAUAUGGUUUCUUUGUACUCUGUAUAACAACACCUGUUCCCAUUUAACCAUUUUUUUCUCCUUCCUUCUUCUUGUCUUCUGCCUUGUGUUUUUUGUCUUUCUGUCCAUUCUUUACUUGAAGCAUCUCUGGGUUGACUGACUUAUAUUUGUAUUUUGGAAACAGGUGAUGAAAUGAGUUGUAUGCUAAAUUAUAAUUCAAUAAAAAUUGUAUUGUACAAUUUAAAACAUCCAAUGGCAUUUCAAAUGACAGUAAUUUUACAUUUAUCUCUGUCAUGGUUUUUUGGAGUAGUUAAUACUUCAUCAUAUUGCAUGAACAGAAUCAGUAAACUCAUUCAGACUAUACUAGAAUGGUUUCUGAAGAUGACAGAACAAAAGACUGGUCUGAUCGUUGUUGGCUAUGUUGUAAUUCCUGGUGCACCUUAUACACGGAGGUGAGAGAUGAAUGGUCUCUGUGGUUGGAGAUCAAAUUCAGGAAUGUAAAGAAUGAGUUGUAUUUAAAACAACUGUAAAAGAAAAUCUCCCCAGAGUUCCCAAAGAUGUGAUUUACUGAAGAAUUGUUUCCUGGAUUGUGACAUUUGUAAUAAAUGUAUG
Messenger RNA from Archocentrus centrarchus (flier cichlid), 4524 nucleotides. It is a transcript of the gene rspry1, whose product is annotated as ring finger and SPRY domain containing 1. NCBI's taxonomy places the organism in Eukaryota, Metazoa, Chordata, Actinopteri, Cichliformes, Cichlidae. The coding region runs from base 595 to 2373 and encodes 592 amino acids. The record is from RefSeq and is a predicted model, not a curated record. Gene Ontology annotation, cellular component: cytoplasm. Gene Ontology annotation, molecular function: protein binding; ubiquitin-protein transferase activity. The transcript is spliced from 15 exons.